AUGUAUGGCACAAGAGAUAUCAUUGUUGUAAUAGAUAAUGUUAAAGUUUUAGUAAAAUUAGCAAAUGAUUUCAGUUUAUGCAAAGUUAGAAGAAUACUUGAGUCAAACAAUGUAACAAGAAUGACAAAUUCCUUUUAUUUUACAAAAAAUGGUGCGUUAAUUAAUAUUAGUAAUGAAAAUGAAUAUUUAUUAAGUGAUAUAUUAGAUGACGAUAAUAUGAUUUAUCUUGAAAAAGAUCCUCGACCAAAUUGGAGGGCGUUAGUGAGAAAAUUUAGUCUUGAAAAUGGUCGUAAUUAUGAUGAUUAUAAAGAUAGAGUAGCCGAAAAAAAACUUUUUAUUAUUGAAGAUUGUGAAUUUAGUAUACUUGAACCUGACGAAUAUAAUUUUCACACCAUGACAAUUUUUUCAUUUGAUGAUUUAUCUAAGAAUAAGAAUUUAUUUUUUAAAAACUCUCAAUUAGGCAUUCCAAACACUGCAAACUUUGAUUUUCCAAUAGAUCCACAAAAUUCUCGACCUUCUAAUUCCGAAGAAACAUCUUCAAAGUUUAAAUUAAAAAAUAUUGUCAAAGCAAUAUUAUCUUUUAAAAUAAAAGAUAUUAGACUCACCUAUGAAUUUAUUGUUGCCGUAAAGAGAGCUCUAAAUUCACAAGAUAUUAAUAUAUUAAAACACGUCAUUGAAAAGUUUGGUCAAUUUAUUCCUACAGUGAUUAUAUUUGGUGGAAGACUUCAUUAUAAAGUUACUACAUGCACAGGAAUUUACAGACAAGGUAGAAACGAAAGUACAAUACAACUCCAAGAUUCAUUAAUUUUUGGUGGUGAUAAGAUAAAAAUAUUUCUGGGUAAAGAGGAUGAUUGGAUAACUUCAUUACAAGAAUUUAAACUUUGGGAUAUAAUCGAAUUUCAUAAUCCUGUGAGCAUAUUUGAAUUCUUACCUAAUGACCUAAAAGAUAAGAUUAGAGAAUUGAUCGGGAAGACGAUUAUUUAUUCUAAUAUUCAAGAUUACGAGUUUAAAAUACAUGAUUAUAAUGAUAGAAGUAAUAUUGUCGACUUGAAGAUGCCCAAAAAUAUUGGUUCCAUUUUUUCAAAUAAAGACGUUGAUCCUCAGUUAUUAUUAAUUGUACGAGAUAUAAAUCUAAUCAACAAAAAGUAUAUCGUGUCAAAAUUAAAUGACUUAAGCUUUAAUUCAAUUUUUAAUCCAGAACACAUACAUCUUCAAAGCUCUACAAAACGUUGUCAUUAUAAUGAUAAUACUUUACAUGAAGUACUUAAUAUACGUACAGAGUACUCCAUGGUACUAUUUGGCAUACCUGUAGUACUGGAAUGGGAUCCGAGUUUUAAAUGUUCUAUCAUUGGCCAUCAUUUUAACAGACAUGAUGAUAAAGUUUGCAUAAAUCUUUAUGGUUAUGAUUUAAAUGAAAAGAAAUAUUUUACUCGUUUUUUAUCUAAUUUUAAAUUCAAUCUUUUAUACACUAGACAUCCAAAUCCAGAUAUAUUUAGUUACUUUAAAGUGGAUAAAGAUUUAUCUCUAGAAAAGAUUUUCGAAGCAGAUAAUAAUUUAUUUAUAAACGGGACAAACAGUGUCCAUAAUACUGAAUUUAUUAGUUUGUACAAAGAAGGUUACAACCAAUCCGAUCCAGGAUUUAUUAGCAGAAAAAAUGGACACUUUUUUAUUAAACAACCCGAUGGGCAUAUUUCUCAAGAUCAUUUUUUUGUAGCAGUCUUUAAUCCUGAAUUUAAAAUCCAAGAACCAGAAAUAAUGAAGAAUGAAGCAAUACAAGUAAUUGAGAAUGAAAGCCAAAUAAUAAUCGAAGGCGAGCAUGAAAUCACAAGUUAUGAUUAUCCAAUUUUUAUU
Molecule: messenger RNA, 1851 nt
Organism: Dentiscutata erythropus
Lineage: Eukaryota; Fungi; Glomeromycota; Glomeromycetes; Diversisporales; Gigasporaceae
Source: the annotation of a GenBank genome assembly